AUGAAUUAAAAUUUAGAGAUUAUUUUGAAUUAGAGAAAUUUACAGCUUUGUUUGGCUCUUUAUAUUUUAAAUGAAGUAAAAUAAAAAGGUUUAGACGAUGACUUCUUUAUAAAUUAAGUAAAUUAAGAAUACAAAACAAUCAAUUUUAAAAGAAUAUUUAAAUAAAGAGGAUAUAAUUAGAUUAAAUGA
Paramecium sonneborni is the source of this 189-nucleotide messenger RNA. The record is from the annotation of a GenBank genome assembly. NCBI's taxonomy places the organism in Eukaryota, Ciliophora, Oligohymenophorea, Peniculida, Parameciidae.